AUUCAUUUGCCACAUAACCAAUCUGAAGAAAACAAAAACAUCUAAAACCCAUCUCUCAUCUUUUAAAUAUUUCCACUCUCACCCCAAAACUAAUAGAUAUUAUAUUCAUACCCUACUGUUGUUACCAAUGUCCUCUAGAUCGAUUUACCGUACUCUUCGACCGAUGCUAUCAUCCGGUUUAGGUACUGGACCGGGAGUAAGGGGACACAUCAUCAGCCACUUGCCCACUGUUCGCUUUUUGAGCUCCGACACGUCAUCUCCGGCGAAUGAGAAUAAGCAGGCGGAGGAACCGGUCCGGACGGCCGACGGCAAAGUCAUAUCCACUUAUUGGGGUAUACCACCGGCUAAGAUUACUAAACCGGAUGGUUCAGCUUGGAAAUGGAAUUGUUUUCAGCCGUGGGAUUCAUACAAACCGGACGUGUCCAUUGAUGUAACCAAACAUCACGAACCGAUCAAUUUCACUGACAAAUUCGCAUAUUGGACCGUCCAAACUCUUAAAAUACCGGUUCAAUUAUUUUUCCAGAGGAAGCAUAUGUGCCAUGCAAUGUUGCUGGAAACGGUGGCGGCAGUGCCGGGAAUGGUCGGAGGGAUGCUUUUGCACUUGAAAUCUCUCCGGCGAUUCGAACAUAGCGGUGGAUGGAUCAAAGCUUUGCUCGAAGAGGCCGAGAACGAGCGUAUGCAUCUCAUGACCUUCAUCGAACUCUCACAACCCAAAUGGUACGAACGAGCGAUUGUGUUUACGGUUCAAGGCGUCUUCUUCAACGCAUAUUUCUUGUCUUAUGUAAUAUCUCCCAAACUUGCUCAUCGUAUCACUGGAUACUUAGAAGAAGAAGCUGUGAACUCUUACACCGAGUUUCUCAAAGACAUUGAUGUCGGAAAAUUCGAAAAUUCCCCAGCUCCGGCCAUCGCAAUCGAUUACUGGAGGUUGCCUAAAGAUGCGACGCUGAGGGACGUGGUUUUUGUUAUCCGAGCUGAUGAAGCUCAUCACCGAGAUAUUAACCAUUAUGCUUCGGAUAUACAAUUUCAAGGACAUGAACUCAAGGAAGCUCCGGCUCCCAUUGGAUAUCACUGAGGAAUAAUAAGGAUCACGCGAGUAGUGGUGACAAAGCUUUUGUAUAUACAGUAUAUAAGAAUGAACAUGUGUGGUUGUACAUGAUACUUUAUUCUUUUCUAAAACCCCCUUGUAAUGUUCUUAGACAAGGUUUGUAAAUCAAUAUUUAGAUUAAAUAAUGUUUAAAAAAGAAGAUUAAAUUCUACUUAAUUGUUUAACUUAGAAGUAUCAUCGAAUAAAUUAACUAAAUGUAUGUAUAUGAAAAUGUUUAUUU
Messenger RNA from Thlaspi arvense, 1325 nucleotides. The record is from the annotation of a GenBank genome assembly. Lineage: Eukaryota; Viridiplantae; Streptophyta; Magnoliopsida; Brassicales; Brassicaceae.